Messenger RNA from Callorhinchus milii (elephant shark), 496 nucleotides. Its product is annotated as steroid 17-alpha-hydroxylase/17,20 lyase-like. NCBI's taxonomy places the organism in Eukaryota, Metazoa, Chordata, Chondrichthyes, Chimaeriformes, Callorhinchidae. The transcript has 4 exons. Gene Ontology annotation, biological process: progesterone metabolic process; hormone biosynthetic process. Bases 1 to 435 code for a protein of 144 amino acids. Gene Ontology annotation, molecular function: iron ion binding; steroid 17-alpha-monooxygenase activity; heme binding. The record is from RefSeq and is a predicted model, not a curated record.
AUGUUGUUCGAAUUCAUUGCUCCCCUCCUCAUUCCCCACGUGGCCCUCGCAGACACCAGUAUUGGAGAACAUACGAUUCCAAAAGGCACACGUGUGAUUCUCAACAUGUGGGCCAUUCACCAUAACCCGGUCACCUGGGACCAUCCAGAGCGCUUUAACCCAGACAGGUUUGUGGAUGGUGGAGACCAUCGAGUCUCUCCUGGUGGUUUCCUGCCGUUCGGGGCGGGGCCCAGGGCGUGUGUGGGCGAGGCUGUGGCCCGGGUUCAGCUCUUCCUCCUGCUCAGCUGGCUGCUCCAGCGCUUCACCUUCUGCCCCGCGCCAGGGCACGGCCUGCCCGACCUCCAGGGCCGCUCCGGGCUGAUCCUGCAGCCAGACAGCUACUGGGUGUGUGCCAGCCCACGGGAGGGCUGGGCACAGGGCACCGGACAGCAGUGAGGGCAGGAAUACUUAGAGCACUCGCCUCGCAAGUGAGAGGAACUGGGUUUGAUUUCCGGGC